AUGAUUCCAGAAGCUGAGUACCCGGAGUCUGAAUUGAGAAAGUACAACAUCCUGGUUUCGGGGGAUACUGCAAGCCAGCAAGACUCUCCGCUUCAGUAUGUUCAAGAAUACGGUAGGCAAGGACAAAUCGCAAAAGUCAAAAAAACCAUCAAAAAGAUCCAGACAACCCAUACAGCAUCAACAAUUCUUAGAAGGCACAUUUCAGAGAGAUCCUGGACUUUGAGAAAUUGGUAUAGACAUAUUCAUUGGAAAAAUUUCACGCUGAUCAUCCUCUGUCCGAUCAUUGGGUUGAUAUUAUGUUUUUCGUAUAAUGCUAGACCCUACAAGCAGACACUUUAUUUUACUGCAUUUCUCCAUUGUUGUACGCUCAUGUCAGUAAAUGUGCUCUAUCAUAGAUACCUCUCACACAGCUCAUUUGACAUUGAAAGCGAAAAACUGGUUUUCGUUUUAGCGGCCUUAGCCUCAGGAGCGGGAAUAACUUCUGCGAAAAAUUGGUGCUCGUCUCAUCGUGCACAUCAUAGAUACUGCGAUGUCUCCGAUAUAGAUCCUCACAAUAUUAGAAGGGGUUUCCUAUUUAGUCAUUGUGGAUGGAUGAUAAUAAUUCAUAAUCUCAAAGUCUCCAGAGCCAUCAGGGAGAGUAAACUCGACGAGCUUCCUAACAAGAAAGUUGUUAAGUGGCAGGCAGAUAAUUAUGUUCUACUAUUUAUAACUGUUGGUCUCAUGAUACCAAGCCUUAUUUGCGGAUGGUUUUGGAAUGAUUAUAUCGGUGGAUUGAUAUAUGCCGGAUUUUUUAAAACAGCUCUAGCCCAACAUUCUAUCUUUGCAACUAGCUCCUUUGGUCAUACCAUUGGUACUAGACCAUACAAUGAUGGCAAGUCCCCCAGAAACAACGUGCUACUUAAUCUCAUCACACUGGGUGAGGGAAAUUUGAAUUUUCACUAUGAAUUUCCUAUGGAUUACCGGAAUAGCAAUGUUUGGUAUGAAUUUGAUCCUACUAGAUGGCUAAUAAAAUUACUCUGUUGUUUGCAUUGUGUCAGAGGUCUGAAGAAGACUUCCAAUUCGACAGUUGAAAUGUCCUAUGUUCAACAGCAGCAGAAACUAAUUGACAACAAACGUUCGCAAUUGAAUUGGGGAAUUCCCAUUGAAAAGUUACCAGUAUUCUCGCCAGAUGAAUUUCGAAGACUGGCUGAGAAAUCUGAGAACAGAUUUCUAGUGGUAGUUUCAGGGAUCAUUCAUGAUAUCACUCCCUUUGCAAAAGAUCAUCCAGGAGGAUUGCCGUUAAUCAAAGCUGCACAUGGGAAAGAUGCCACCACUGCCUUCAAUGGUGCAGUUUAUCAACACUCCAAUGCAGCAAGAAAUUUGCUAGCUACAAUGCGCAUCGGGGCCUUGGGAGGCUCGGAAACCCUUUUUUGGAAACAACAGCGAAUAGAGAAUAAGUCAGUUCCGAUAGAUAAUGACACGGACGGUAACAAGAUUGUGCGAAGUGGAGCUCAAGAAACAAUGAACAAAAUCUAUGGAGGCACUGCCGAUGCAGCCUAG
Ogataea haglerorum is the source of this 1539-nucleotide messenger RNA. RefSeq lists its product as uncharacterized. NCBI's taxonomy places the organism in Eukaryota, Fungi, Ascomycota, Pichiomycetes, Pichiales, Pichiaceae. The transcript has a single exon. Gene Ontology annotation, molecular function: stearoyl-CoA 9-desaturase activity; iron ion binding. Gene Ontology annotation, biological process: unsaturated fatty acid biosynthetic process. The coding region runs from base 1 to 1539 and encodes 512 amino acids. The record is from RefSeq and is a predicted model, not a curated record. Gene Ontology annotation, cellular component: endoplasmic reticulum membrane.